This is a messenger RNA of Carya illinoinensis, 381 nucleotides long. RefSeq names its product NDR1/HIN1-like protein 10. The coding region runs from base 1 to 381 and encodes 126 amino acids. The transcript has a single exon. Gene Ontology annotation, cellular component: plasma membrane. NCBI's taxonomy places the organism in Eukaryota, Viridiplantae, Streptophyta, Magnoliopsida, Fagales, Juglandaceae. The record is from RefSeq and is a predicted model, not a curated record.
AUGGGGAACGACUGUACAUCCCCAUCGCAUCCCCAUCCCCAACGAUUUUCCUUUCCCCCCGCGUCUUCCUUCUCUCUUGCGGUCCCACCUCCUUCCUCCUACCCUCAAGCCUACCGUACUGUGGGCCCUCGCCAUAGCCGCAGUCAGCCCUCCUUCCUCUGCCGUCUCAUCGCCGCCGCGACCGUCCUGUUCGCCAUCCUCGGCCUGCUCUUCUUGAUCACCUGGCUCGUCCUCAAGUCCCGCCUACCGGAGUUCCGGGUCGACUCGGUGUCUGCCUCCCCUCUCAAUACGACUCGCUCCCAGUUAACCGCCGCGUGGAACAUAACCCUCGUAGUCCGUAACCCCAACACCAAGCUUAGCAUCUACUACGACCGUGUGUAG